UCUCUGAGAAUUCUCGAUGUUUCUAUGUGUGCGUGUCUCUGUGUGCGUAUAAAUGUUUUAGAAUGUUCAAUCAAUUUUCAUCAGUUUACAGUCAGUUUCAAACGAGGUCCAUUCAAUUUAGUAAAAUUAGACAAUUGUGAACAAAAUGUUUAGGAUCGCAUAAGCUAUAAGUCAUGACCAAGAAUAGUUUUGCUCUCGUGUAUAUUGAAUUCGUUCGAUCGAUUCUGAUUGAAAUAAAAAAAAAAGUUAAAUAAAUUCGGAUAUUUUGCCGAUUUAGACGUUUUGAAAUGUGAAUAAUGCCUGAAAGACUGAAUUGAAUCAAUUUUUCAUUUGAUUUUGUGCGACUAUUGUGCAUUUUCUCGGUUGAUUUUGCGAGAGUGCUUACUUGAACGGCAUUGAAUACACUCAAUUCUGAGUGAUUGCGAUGCAAUGCAAAAUCAAAAGUGAUUGUUUAAACAUAAAAUAACGUAUAAAGAACAUUUUCAUAGCAAAGAUAAAUAAGACGUAAUAAGUUAAAGGAAAAAUAUGCUUUUGUCAUUGGAGAAUAAGGAGUUAAAUCCACUUGAUAGUUCAACUACUACUAUUCCAUUGCAUGUUAUGUCUUCCACGGAAUCAUUGCGAGUGAAUGGUUUGGAACGUAAUACGAGUAUUUGGUAUCUAUUUAAACACAAUUGGCGUCAAUUGACGUCUCUUAUUCCAGGAUUGCUUUUGUUGUGCGCACUUGGAAAUUUGCACAUAUCAUGGUCUUUAUGGAAAAUGUACAUGUACUUCUAUUAUUAUCAAAAUGUGGAAAUGGUUGUUUUGUUGGCCUUUCUGAUAGGAGCGGCGGUUGGAUCCCUAAUAGGUGGCUUUCUCAAUUCGAGAUACAGCAAAAUUUUGAUCUAUUAUUCGGUUUCCGUGGCCAUCGUACCAGUUAGUGUGGCAUUUGUUUUGCAUCGAACGUUGCCGUAUUUAUUGUUAAUUGGACGUGUCUCCGCUGGAAUUUUGUAUGGCGUUAUACUAAUUACACUCGUCCUACACAUAGCAGACAAUUCAAAUCAAUAUAUGCGCCGACAUUUUAUGUGGACCAUUACAGCGAUUAAUCUACUUCCAACGAUAAAACUGGCCGAAAUCAUAUCCACUGUAACCGGUGAAUGUAUUGCCUCAUCGAUUGGUGUGUUGAUGUUUGCAUUGGCCAUUUUAACAUUGAUUUUCAUGCCAUGUACCUAUGAAUCGAUUGUAUUUUUGCUCAAAAACGGCACCGAUCUGCGUGCCCUUGAAAUUAUGCUAAAAUUACGAAAUGAAUCCCGCCACCACAUAAGACGCGAUUUCAAUGAAUUCAAAAUGAUGCUGGCCGAAGACUACAGUAAUGAUGGUGAAAAUAUGUUUAGCAAUUUGCGUCCAUUAUUUUUAGUUCUAUUAUUACGUUUACUUAGCGUUUUAUUAACAAGCAACUGCAUUUACUGGUUAUUUUUAGCAAAUAUUUGGUUCGAUUAUCAAUAUUGGAUGUGUUCAACACCAACUAUGUCCAAACCAUUGUCGGAUGUGUUCGAAAACCUCACCCAUUUCAAUGCAAGCGAGAGUUUUGCUCUCGACAAAAGUACAUCUGCCGACGUUAAUGGUAAUACUACAUUGUUUGCAAAUUUAAUUAAUGAAACUCUUUCCAAUCAAAUCGGCUUCAACAACGAUUCGAUUUCAUGGGCCAGAAAUGAAUCUAUCAUUUCAGUAGCAAACAAUUCGACGAUCUUAAAUCAUUUGUUUAUGCAUAGCGUCAAUUCAUAUCAUUUGCCUUCGUUUCGAAUCACAAAAUUCAUUUUGCUUGUGACUGUAGUGAAAAUAGUAAUUGGUAUUCCAUUUUUAUGUUUGGCGGAGAAAUUUCAGGUCUACCGCAAUCGAAUUAUAUUGAAAGUUACGAUUUGCGUUGCCGCCAUAAAUCUAGUUUUCUUCGUUGGAACGUUAGUAUGCAGUUAUACAGAUGAUUCACUGCUAUUUACAUUUUACAUUUCAAAAUUACUGUGUGUGAUUUAUGGUUUUUAUUUGCUUGUUGCAUUUUCCAUUGACACCGUCGGCUAUUCCGAACUCUCCGAAACGUUUUCACUAAAACUACGAUACGGAUGCAUUGCAUUCAUUGCAAUUUGUGAGCAUUUAUGCCAUACAAUUGCCAUUUUAUUGGUAAUGAAUGCGCUGUUUAGAUUCUAUUUUCAUGUGCUACAAUCGGCAAUUAUUUGUUUCAUUUGCUAUUUGUUAUUGAAAUGGAUGCCCAAUGAGUGCUUAACAUGCACACUGCGUGCGGCUCGUGAUAAACAUUUUGUAAAAAUGGCCACGGCGAACAAUUAAAUAUGCACACAACACUGAACAAUUGAAAAACAUAAAAUUGUAUUUUAAGUUGACAAGUUUUUGUGGCAUUCUCGAUGCCAUCCAUUAUGUAAAUAGGUUUUAUUUUAUAUAAUCGCAUAAGAUAACAAUGUUGAUGAACACAAUAAAUUAGAAACAUAUUUAAAGGAA
Messenger RNA from Contarinia nasturtii (swede midge), 2484 nucleotides. RefSeq lists its product as uncharacterized. Gene Ontology annotation, cellular component: membrane. NCBI's taxonomy places the organism in Eukaryota, Metazoa, Arthropoda, Insecta, Diptera, Cecidomyiidae. Gene Ontology annotation, biological process: transmembrane transport. Gene Ontology annotation, molecular function: transmembrane transporter activity. The transcript has 3 exons. The record is from RefSeq and is a predicted model, not a curated record. Bases 526 to 2316 code for a protein of 596 amino acids.